GCAAGCAAAACCGAUGACGAUUUGACUCCACCUCAUGAUGCCAUUUAGCAACAGAUGAGCCGCGGUGCCUGUUCAUUCCGUGUUGUCCACGGUCUCAGCAUCGCUUUCACUCUUGCGCAUUAAAGGGAACACUGCCCGGUUGUGUAAUGUCCGUCGGGGUCGCGGUGCGCCCCUUCUCCCUUCUUGGACCGUAGCUGGCGGCUUCCUCAUCCGACCUGCGAGCGCUUUCGGCUGGCCGCGAGUCUCUCCAGUGCAUCGCUAUGGAUGUGGUGUGGAUGCUGCUGCUGCUGCUGCUGUUUCCACUCCUGAUGUGGACCAGCAGCACGUUUGUGUUCUAUUUCAAAAAGUUCUUCUACGUGGCCUGGAUGAUGUUCCUGGCCAUAGUGGGGAUUCCCAUAUGUUUACUUAAAAGCGGAGGGAGAGACGUGGAAAACAUGAGGAUUAUCCGUUCCAUGGUCCGUCAUGUCAAGUACUUGUUUGGGCUUCGAAUUGAAGUGAGCGGCUGGGAGCACCUGCAGACAGAAGGGCCUUAUGUCAUCAUCUCCAACCACCAGAGCUCCCUGGACGUUCUGGGGAUGAUGGAGAUCCUUCCUGACCGCUGCACCACAAUAGCCAAGAAGGAGCUGGUUUACGCCGGCACGGUCGGCCUCAUCUGCUGGCUCGCCGGCAUUGUUUUCAUCAACCGCAAAAAGACAAGCGACGCCAAGAGCGUCAUGGCCGACGCUGCCAAAACCAUGCUCGACGAGCAGAUUCGAUUGUGGGUCUUCCCAGAGGGAACACGCAACCAGAACGGCGACUUGCUGCCCUUUAAAAAAGGGGCUUUCCACCUGGCUGUGCAGGCACAAGUUCCCAUCAUACCCGUAGUCUUCUCUUCCUACAGCAGUUUCUACCUUCGGAAAGAAAAGCAGUUCAAAUCAGGGGUCAUCAGGUUGAGGAUCCUUCCAAAGAUUGAGACAAAGGGACUGACCUCAGACGAAGUGUCAUGUCUGUCCGACCAAUCGCACAGCCUGAUGCGUACAGCUUUCCUGGAAAUCUCCGGCUUGGUAGCCAAGAGCAAUGGGCCCCUAAAGCACUGAAUUUUCAGCCAAUAAAGCCUCUUGUUUUUUCUUUUCCCAACCCGUGUCGGAGACCUUCCAGCCCUUCAGACCUCUCUGCUUUGUCCAGUCAGGCCCUGUGGCCUGACCGGGAGACGAGACGAGGACGUCUCUGUCCUCUGGCCCUAUCGGAAGAGCUCAGUCAGUCCUGACCCUCGGCGCGGCGCGAGCGGAGUGACGGACGGCAAGCCAAACAGUACGGAUGUGUGUCGUUCAUGCAUGCCUUCUGGAUGACUCUGUCCUACUUUGGCUUUAUUUCCCCGAUCUUGAACUAUUUUCUGCUUUCCUUUCGCCUUUUUCUCCACCCCCCCCCCUUUUUUUUUUUUUGCUACCUUUUGUUUAUCGGAUAAACUUGGACGGGGUUUUUUUGUCUCUAGAUAUUUAUGUGCUCCUCAUAUUGCCUUGAGUUUAUUUUUUGGCUGUACAGAUAUACUCACAGCACCCCAUCUUCGUCCUUCCUUUGCUUUUUAGUGUCUUCUGACUUUUCUGCAUUCCAGACUCUUUGCUCAAAUGGCCAGCGGAGCGGGAUCUCCACCAGAGGUUGGAGGAAACGCUACGAAUUCAACUCUUUUACGUUCACAUUGGCUCAGUGGCGUGACAUCGCUUAAUGAGCUUAGCAAACUGAUCGGUGUCCUGUGUGUUUGUGUUCUUUUUCCAAAGCAGCAGAAAUAACCGUUGUGCAGCGAUCAGCAGCAAGUUUCCUCUCGCGGUCUUCUGUGCGUGUUUUUUUUUUUUUUGCUCUAUUUAUUAUUACCACAUAGGAUUAGAUUUGCUUUCCUGCUUUUUAAAAGCGAAACACAUCUUCUAGCUCCUUAGGAACAACUCUGAGGACAUAUUUAAAAUGUGUCAGGAGGCGACUGACUUUGUGUCUUGAAGUGAUGCCGUUUUAGCAUUACAGUUCCAAAGUGCAAGCUACCUGCUGUGCCAUGACAUUUCCUAUAAAAACGUCUAAGGAAUGCUGACUGAUUUACCAAUAAUAUGAAGCCAACCUAAUGGGCGUGUCACUAACUCUUGUCUCAUUUGAUUAGUAAACCUGUAAGUUAAAAAUCUAUUUUUGGGUGACUGAACUGAAGUUUUUUGUUGUUGUUCAUCUUUAAAAAAAAAAUAGUUUUUAGUUUUGAUUAAGUUAAGGCUUCUCUAGAGGAAUUACUGCAUUAUUGGAAAUAAAUAGUGAAGAUUUUUGGCCUUAUUUUUGGUUGGUUGUUGUUGCACUUUGACAUUUUGGUAUUUUGUUUUUCUUUAUGUUGUAGCAUUAACUUCUAACCACAUCAGACUGACUGACUUCYUGUUAUUUUUGCCUCCAGGUUUUGCUCACUGCCUUUACACGGUCACCUGUUUUGCCCAUCAAACACCGUUUAAGAAUGUACUGCAGUGUUCAGGAUCUUGUUUUUGUUCUUUACUUUUUUUAAUUUUAUUAUUAUUUUUAGCUACAGCACCCUCCAUUUAUUGGUAACCCUUAAAUUGGUUGAAAAUCAUUAAAAAUGUUUUUUUUUCCUAAGUAGCAGAUUUCACACUGAAAUGUCUGCAAAGCAUUCAAACUACGCAAAUUAGGAGAACUUGCAUAUUUUGUAGGCAUGUUUUCUCAUCUUCCCUAUUUUGAAGAGUAAAAUAGAAAUGUGUAGCAUAUGAUUUAUGUACCAGGGAAACAGAACAUUGUUGAUUGCUAAUGAAAAGUUCCUCAGGAAUCUGAUCAUCUUUAACAAGUUAAUGAAAAUAAUUUAGUUGUUCAUACUUUAUAGGAACUUCUCUAAUGUUUUAAAAAGUCGAAGCAUUCAUAGCAAGGAAGCACACUUCUCAGAGAAUCGUCUCUGGAUUUACCAGAAUCCUGUCCUUUCACUGAUUUUCUGCUGGAUUUAGGUCUAGAGGGUGAAAUGCAAGAUGGUUGAUAUUAUGUCUGAAGACUUUGACCAAAUCCUACCAAAAUUAUCCUACCAAAAUAUCCUAAUUACCUUUUUUUUUUUUUUUUUUAAAUGCCCUUGUAUUUCAAAAAGUGAAUGAUCCCAUGGACCCUUUAAAGGCGCUCUGGCUGGAAAACGUGCCCACAGCAUCACAGGUCCUCCACCAUACUUCACAAUAAGAGUGACUGGUGCCAAAAAAAAUUUAUUUAGGUUUAAUUUGACCAAAGCACUUUAAACUCCCUGUAGAGUUUAACUAAUAGUCUUUAAGUCAGAAAAAAGUAUUUCUCUCUCAUCUUUUGACUUCUAAUCAACCAUUGUCGUGUAAGUACUGGCUAAUUUUCAUAAAGUGCAGAUUAACCUUUUUUGUUGUUUUAAAGAAAGCAUAAAACUAAUGCAUUUAUAUCAUGUGCCUCUAGGGGUUAAAAUAAGAAAAUGUACUCAAAUUAAAAGUUGGGUUUUUCUAAAGUAUUUUUGCACGUCUCUCGUGAAGGAGCCAGUAAUUGCGGAGGUUGCCGUACCUGUUCUAUUCUGGACGGCAGGUUUAAGCACCUAGAAGCUCUUUCUUUGAACUGCUAAUUUUUCUUCCAACUUGUUGUAAACACAGUCCUUCAGAGUAAAGGAUUCAUUCAUCUAGACGUACAUAUUCAGUCGGUAAGCUGCUGUUUGUGCUCAGUAGUUUUAGGGAUUCUCGCUUCUAAUACACGAGAAAGCCUGGAUGGCAAUUGUUGCUUAAGUUUAGUAAGGAAUAUACUUCAGUACUACUAAUAACUGUUUUUUUUCUAGUUUAGAUCAGAUUGUUGCUUUUUUUUUUUUUUUAGGAAAUAUUUGAACUCUGCAGCAACUUCUCCAAAUGUUUAAAAGCACUCUACCAAACUGUUCCAAAAAUACAACGUGUAUCAUAUACAUUCUGUUAAUUUCCUGGCUUUAUUAUACUACUACUACUUUUUUUUUCUUUUUGUAUUAUUAUUUCUAUUGAUGCAAUCAUUACUGUUGAGUUUUGGGCGCUUCUUUAAUAUGUAGGAAAUAAUUUAAGAUAUUCCCAACUUCAAUAAAGCGUUUUUUAUUUUGGAUUUUGACAUGAUGAUGAUCUGUUUUUUUUUCCCCCCAUUUUUUAUUAAAUUUUUUUUAAGCCAAAGUGAAAUUUAGAUGCAUAGGAGAAAUGGAGCACAGCCUUGUGUGAGUGAUGUAUGCAUGUAUGUACAUUCUGUUGCCCUAUUCUUGGUAAAGGUGAAUGGUUUGCAUUGGAGGAAAAUAAACAUUUUUUUUAAUUAUU
Molecule: messenger RNA, 4265 nt
Organism: Poecilia reticulata (guppy)
Lineage: Eukaryota; Metazoa; Chordata; Actinopteri; Cyprinodontiformes; Poeciliidae
Gene: agpat2
Product: 1-acylglycerol-3-phosphate O-acyltransferase 2 (lysophosphatidic acid acyltransferase, beta)
Biological process (GO): phosphatidic acid biosynthetic process
Cellular component (GO): endoplasmic reticulum; membrane
Molecular function (GO): 1-acylglycerol-3-phosphate O-acyltransferase activity
Source: RefSeq, a predicted model, not a curated record